GGCGGGGCUGUCGCGACAGAGUGAGGGUCCCCAGGGGCCGGCCGUGCGCGUGGCCUGGCGGGGCUGUCGCGACAGAGUGAGGGUCCCCAGGGGCCGGCCGUGCGCGUGGCCUGGCGGGGCUGUAGCGAUAGGAGCGGGGUUCCCAGUUGCCAUCCGUGUGUGCAGCCUGGUAGGGCUGUCGUGACAGGAGUGAACGCCCUCGGGUCUGGUGGUGUGUGCAGCCCGGCAGGGCUGUCAGGAUUAAGAGUGUGGUCCCCGAGGCCGGCCCUGACAGUACUAUCACAAUAACAGCCAGAUUGCCACGAUAAGAGUGGGCUCCCCAGGGCCAGCCCUGUCAGGACUAUUGUGACAGGAGUGGGGUCUCUGAGGCCAGCCCCAGCAGGCCUGUCACGACAGGAGUGGGGUCCCUGUGCACCCAGGGGUGGCCCCUGUCCCCCACAUCACCCCCGGCCCCACAGGCCUCAGGUCCCUGCCGGAUCCCUGCCCGUCGGCAGCAGGCCGGGAUGGAGGCGGAUGGAGCCCUGGCCCCCGGGGUGCUGGAGCGGGAGCUGCAGGCAGCGGUGGCGGCCGACGAGAGGCAGGAGAGGGAGAACGACGCCAAGCUGCGGGCCGUGCGCCAGCGCGUCCCCUCCUAUGAGGAGUUCAGGAACAUCGUGCUGGCAUCACACCUGAAGCCCCUAGAGAAAAAGGACAAGAUGGGUAACAGGAGGAGUGUGUUGUGGAAUCCCUGUGCAGCCCACGCCAAGGCCCCACAAACCAGCAACGUGGAGAUACCCCAGGAAUUGGAUAAACUUCCCAGAACCUCUGCAGAAUUUUACAGAGAUUGGCGCAGAUGCUUCAAAAGCGGAAAAGAAAAAUACCAGUUUUUGCUUGAACUCGGAGGGAAGGCCUUGGGCAGAAUCUUUCAGGCUGAUUUGGGCUUUGGCCUCCUGGGUGAAUUCCUUGCAGUGCUGGCAGAGAACGUCUGUCAUGAAGACAGAGGUGCCAUCCUUCAGAUCUUACAGAGCCUGUCGGGCACUAAGCGCUUUGGGUUAAAUGUGGAUCUUCUGAGCGAGUCGGAGAAAGAGAGCAGCAGGGAUUUGUUUAGGAAACUGUGGAGAAUGAGCAGGGAUUGUUGGACCGUUGGCCAUCCCAGUAGCCCAGCUGGCAGUGAAGCAGAGAGGGAAGCCCACCUCAUGGAUGCCAGCUUGCAAAAGGAAGCCGAGGAGAAAAGGAUAGUGAUGGAGCUGAUGAAAAGUUACCAGGUCAGCUGAAGGAGCAGAAGCACCAGGGUCAUGCAGAAACAGAGCACAAAAGAGGCUCACAGCUUGACUUUGGCAUCACUGUGCGAGACAGCUAAACCAGAUUCUUCUGGAGUGUUGUUACACAUUUCUCUGUACCUGGGAGCCACCCAGAGCAAUA
Grus americana (Whooping crane) is the source of this 1401-nucleotide messenger RNA. RefSeq names its product coiled-coil domain containing 103 (gene DNAAF19). Bases 504 to 1253 code for a protein of 249 amino acids. Gene Ontology annotation, biological process: epithelial cilium movement involved in extracellular fluid movement; inner dynein arm assembly; determination of left/right symmetry. The record is from RefSeq and is a predicted model, not a curated record. The transcript has 3 exons. NCBI's taxonomy places the organism in Eukaryota, Metazoa, Chordata, Aves, Gruiformes, Gruidae. Gene Ontology annotation, cellular component: outer dynein arm.